UCGGCACGCAGACUUGCCAAAUCGCGUAUUUUUAUUGUAUUGAUCUGAAAUAUAAUAUCCAAAAUAACCGCGACAUAUACACAAACUGUUCGACUUCGUUCAUUGAGGUUUUAAGCUAUUAGUGUAUGAACUAUAUACAUGCGGCUGUAGUGCACUGUAUUAGCGUAUUUCAAUAAGUGCUAAUCUUGUAUUACUGCACUUUGAGGGAUUGAAGUGGAAUAGAGACGGGAAGAUUUUAAGCAGAAUAUAAAUGUGAAGAACGCUUGUAUUGUUGUUAGAACGGAGAACUGACUACUUUUAUGAGGACUUUUUAUGUUUGUUUUAUUGUGAAAUUGUGAUUGAAACUUAAACGUUAUCAUGGAUGCUAGCUAGUUACAGGAAUUUCAUUUUAACAACGCACAAUUUUACGAAUGACGAUUAAACAAGAGUAUUCAUUAUAAAACAUCUCAUACUAAAUGAUUACCUUAAACUUGGAGUUGUUGGAACAAUGCAGUGUUAUAUAUUUCAAUAGCUUUACAUACCUUUGAAUAUGUAAGUGCCAUGCUAUUGAAAUCAAUUGAUAUGGGUCCACACAAUGAUCUACGAGUCUUUAUCAAAGCCGCUUCAUAUGCGCUCACUUUAGCACUGGGUGUCUGUCUUUUGUUACCGGAAGUUGGUUGUGAGUCGUCCUCAGCCGUACCGGCCGGAAAUCAGACGUCUACGACUUCACCAGUCCACCAGUAUAGCCACUCAGCGCCAGCCAAAUCCUUUCCCGCCUGGCUUAUUGGCGUCAUCGUUCUCACAUGCCUUGGAGUUUUAAUCGUCAUAGCUACCAUUGUCCAGAGGAUAAUGCGCAGACGGGAGAACAGGAUGGAUCAAUAUAGGAUGGGAACUGCUUAGAACAUCAUUAGAAUGUACGCGGGAUUCACAGAAAAUACGUCACUAAGGAAGUCGAUGACACUAAGCAGCUCGAGUUUGCGCAAGGUGCAACGGAAGUUCAUGCUAUUUUUAGAUUCCUUCGCGCUUCGAGUUUUCUUGUUAAGCCAAAUAUAUUAGAACGUAUAAAAAUAGUUUCGAUAUAAUGAAAGCGCCAAUAUUGUUGACAAAACUGACAUUAUACAAGCAUGUUUGUUUUGAAAGCUAUAGACUUGACUUACCAGUAUCUAUAUUAAAGGCAAUGCCACUGGGCGACGCAUAUGGACGGGCACAACGGUAAUUAAAUUAUUAUCAUCAGCUCUUAAAAGGCAAGAUAAUCGUGUAUAAGACGAAAUGGGGCAGUGGAAAUGACUUGUGGGGCAGUAUGCAGGCGAUUCUUGUUGAAAUAAACACAGGAAGAAUAA
Molecule: messenger RNA, 1319 nt
Organism: Mya arenaria
Lineage: Eukaryota; Metazoa; Mollusca; Bivalvia; Myida; Myidae
Exons: 4
Coding region: 541-879 (112 amino acids)
Source: RefSeq, a predicted model, not a curated record